CUGUGUACCCCGAAACAAACUCUAUUCCAGCAUUAUUUGCCGGAAGGCCAUCGAUGCUACAGUUGCGUGCACUGUCGUGCAAAUUUGGCCAGUCAUAAUGAUCUUAUUUCUAAGUCCUUCCAAGGCAGUCAAGGGAAAGCGUAUUUGUUCAACUCAGUUGUAAACAUCGGUACGGGUCCUGCAGAAGAGCGAGUCCUACUUACCGGAUUGCAUGCUGUAGCCGAUAUCUAUUGCCAGUGUUGUAAAACGACGCUUGGGUGGAAAUAUGUGAGUGUUUUUCAGGAUUUCUUCUUAAUUCAUUCAUUUAUAUAUUCAUCCUGUGGAAGAAAUUCCCUCUAG
Messenger RNA from Angiostrongylus costaricensis, 339 nucleotides. The record is from the annotation of a GenBank genome assembly. NCBI's taxonomy places the organism in Eukaryota, Metazoa, Nematoda, Chromadorea, Rhabditida, Metastrongylidae.